AGGAAGUAACUCGGAGCAAUGCUGCGCGACGCGUAAAGUCAAAAAACCGAGCGAGCGCUCGUCGGCAGUCGCAGGUCACGCGCGUGAGAGCGAGCGGGGAGAAUAAUAGCCAAGCGUGAGAGCGUGCCAAAUGCGCCGUGGUGUCGGACACUAACCGCGCAGGAGUUCGCUUUUGCGAGAGAAAGACAUCCCUGUCGCACCGUUAACGCAAAUAUUAACCCAGCGCCGUACUACACACUUCAUCAUCUGGAACAACAACAACCCCCCCCCUCCCCGCAAAAAAGACGGAAGGAAAUAAGAGCGCGGAUUUAGGAGUCUCGAGGCAACGUUUCCCUCGCGCCGUAAGACCUACAAAAAUUGGCAAAAUAGAUCAUCUGGCGUUCAGGAUGCCGCGGGUGGUCCCGGAUCAGAGGACCAAGUUCGAGAACGAGGAGUUCUUCAGGAAACUUAGUCGCGAAUGCGAGAUUAAAUACACCGGUUUCCGAGACCGACCACACGACGAGAGGCAAGCCCGGUUCCAGAACGCCUGCAGAGACGGCCGCUCAGAAAUAGCUUUUGUGGCGACCGGCACCAAUCUCUCACUGCAGUUCUUCCCCGCCAACCUGCAUGGAGAGCAGAGGCAGUUGCCCACCCGUGAGUACGUGGACUUCGAGCGCGAGACAAGCAAGGUGUACCUGAAGGCCCCUAUGAUCUUGAAUGGAGUGUGUGUGAUCUGGAGAGGCUGGAUUGACCUGCAGCGUCUGGAUGGGAUGGGCUGUUUGGAGUAUGAUGAAGAAAGAGCACAGCACGAAGAUGCUCUGGCUCAGGCAGCCUUUGAGGAGGCCCGCAGAAGGACCCGUGAUUUUGAGGACAGGGACCGUUCACAUCGUGAGGACCUGGAGCCCAGGCGACAGCAGAACCCCAGCCCUGGCUCCAACAUGGGCAACACUGACGAUCACAAGUUGCGCUAGCAGCAAUCACCAAUGAAGUGGGCAGGGGAAGGGUCACAUGAUCACCACCACCACAGCAAUCUCGCAUGCCGAUGCCCUGCUGAUCCCAGGAGAGACCAAAGUCCACAUGGCCAGGGAUUUGGGGGGGUGGGCUUGGGGACGGUUUCAUAGUGGUCACUCAUUUAAUGUGCUCAUGGACGUGGGCUGGUUAGGGCUGGUUUCUACGUGUGUGUGGGGGAUGAGUUGUAUUUAAUUAACCCUCCCUUGUUCCUUCUUGGGGUUUUGCACUAUAUGAUACUUUCAAAUAUACCCCCACAAUGCCUUUCGGUAUACAAAGUGUUCCUACCUAUUUUCUUUCGUCCCCUUACGCAAGCUAUAUCUUAUUUUAAUUUUUGGCACUAUUGUAAUGAAAUGGCAUUCUUAUUAUUUUGUUCAUAUUGUUUUGUGUGAAAGUCAAAAUGUUUACUUUUUUUGUAUUUUUGUUUUCUACAUAUAAACUUACGUCCUCGUGCUUUUGUAGGGGAACCCAGUAAAUGUUGCUAGUGACGUCUGUGCUGUAGAGUAGAAAAAAGGAGAAAAUACCGAAAAAGAAGCUGCAGAUGGUGUUGACGAGGGAGGUGCGCUCCCCUCCCCUCGUCUCUUUGCCUGCUCUCAGCGUCCUCCUCUCUGUGUGACGUAGAGAGUGAGCCGGAGCGAGCCCAUUUCAAGGCCAGCCAUGUUCGCAGCAGCUUCCAGACAAAUCCAGGCAAAGAGUUCUUCGCUUUUUUCCCCCUUUUUUUUUUUUUUUUUUUUUUUUUUUUUUUUACUAAUCAGUGUUCCCCUCCUUCUGCUUGUCUCCCUUCAUUGUUGAAAUUUUUUGUCACCUUGCUUUUUUUUUUUUUAAAUUUAAUUUUAUUUUUUUAAUGUCCGUACCGGUUCUGGGUCUUGUUUCUCUGCCUUAACUGAAAAUAUAGGCCAGCUUUGCCACCUUGCGGUGCUGCACAUUUGAUCUCCGCAGAGCAGAUCCCCCUCGAGAUGAAACAGUCAGCAUUACCUUGUUCUUAAAUGAAAUUGAGAGAAAUUGCAUGCCAGCUGAAUGUCACGUCUAGGUGAUUUUUCUUUUCUCGCUUAUCCUUGUCUUUUGUCUUCCACAAUGGUUCUUCUCCCAGUUAUUUUUUUUUUCCAGGUGCACUAGCUCUAUAACACCAAUGUUGGAAAAAUUGAGCGAAUGGUUCAUUCAAGGAAACAUAGGACGAAUUUUAUAGACCUUGUGUUGUCAUUACAAUGUCAAAAGACAGUAGGCGAAGGUGAGGAAUGCAGAGAAAAAGGGGUCCAAAGGGAAGCAUCGCGUCUUCCUGGUGUCUGAAGAUGAGCUUACCAUCAUUCAUCAAAACAGUGUUUGAUGAUGCUCACUUCAAAAGGGUUUGCAGUAGCAGUUUCCAGGAACUGCUGUGGGCUAAACAGCUUUUGUUGCGGAGUAAUUUGUAGGUAUAAGUCAACCUGCUCACCAGCAUGGUUUUAACAGUGUGGCCUUGGCAGAGUUUCCCGAAAUCAGUGUAGCUUUAAAACACACUAAGUAGAAUUCUUUUACCAAAACAUCAGAAUUGAUUGGUUAUGGUAUUAUUUGCAGUUUCAUUUAAAAAGGUAUGUAAUGUUCUAGGCUGAUGGAGAGGUACAAUGUCGAUGCCCUCCUUUUGGGGGUUUUGUUUGUUUUACAUUUUUUUAAGUGGUUAAAGCAACACUUCUAGUUCCUAGCCCAUCUUCAUGUGUCCAUAUGAAGCCAUGUAUCAUAUUAGUGAUCCCUAAAAAUAAUUCUUAGUGUACCUUUAAGAACUCAACUGUUAAUGAGUUAAGAAUAAGUUAAUAAUGUGUGUGAGAGGUAAUCUGUUCACAAUUAUACAAUGAUUUUGUCCCUGUUACCCUGUAAUGCUUUUACAAAAGAAAACCAAAGAAGUGGGCUCUGGCAGGUUUGAAAAGAAAGCACUGUAAGUAGAAGGUCGAGAAGCCAGUGAGAGAGCAGUGAAGGUACAUAGAUAGCACUGCUAGAAAAGGAUGGAAAUGAAAUGUGUUUUGAGUUUGUGUGGGUGUGUGUGUACACAAACACGCAUAUGGAUAUAGAGGUAGUCAAAUUGAUUUAUACAUCUGCUUUUUUAUAAUAUAAACUGGUUCCACCUAGAACCUCAGAAGCACUUUGCUUAUAUAUCUGAUGGACCUCUGUCUGAAACGUCCCAUUUCCCUGGAAACCUUGUGUACUUCACUGCAACUUUGACUAUACGUGCAUAUAUAUUACACACAUAAUCUCACGCAUACGCAGUAGAAGUGGUGAAUUACAAACAUCUGUUUUGGCUUCCUCAGAAAGUUUUCAUGAACUUAUUUACCACCAAUAUUUUCAGUGAAACUGCAUUACCUCAUUGCAUGCACAUGGAUGGUAACAUUCUCAAUAUAUAUAGUACCCAACUUGCGUCUUAAAUUAAAUUAAAUGGUUUGAAAUGUAGCCUAUUCAUUAAGUAUAGCCUACCUCUAGCUACAACCAAAAACAAUUUCAUAACUGAUAUAUGUUUGCAAAAAAAGAAUAAUGUAUUAGGUCAACAAUGUUUCUACAUUACCUAAGCUGCUCGUUGACUGGAAUGUCGUGUGUAAGGUACUUAUUGCUAAAAUAGACAUUUUAAACACCAAAUGAUCAGAGACGAUAAGCAAAAAGUCGCUUUGGAGGCCCAAUAUUUUUUUCAUACAGUUUAAAGACAGCAAGAUUAUUACAGGUGGUGUUACUGUUGUUCUUUAUUGUGCUUUCUUGUACUACUCAACAGAAAAUAGGAAACCCUCUCACAGGUCCCUCUUACCCCUUUCAGGUGUGUUUUCAGGUGUGUCUUGUGCUGCGUGUCAAAAAAUACCAUUGUUGGUCCCCUUAAGAUUCUGAGAUUCUGCAUCACCCUUUUACUUAAUGCUGGCGUUAAGGCAACACACACACACCAGGCAGUGGAUUUUCUCACAUUUCAUUUUUUUUUUAAAUAAAUGGUUUAUUUUCUUAAUUGUCUUUAAGUUAUUGAUACCUGAUUUCCUUUUCAUUUUCAGGUUAUGCUAUGAAGAAAUGUUUGAUUUCUUUUUUUUAAUUAUUUUAUUGCCUUUCUUUUCCCUCAGUUCUCUUAGGAAUUAGGGAACCUUUUUUCGUGUUACAUUGUUUAGCUUUUUUCAUUUUGAGCGAGGAGGACUGUUAACUGAAGUGUUAAGUUUGACUUCAUUUUAAAUAAACCUUUAACCAAA
Molecule: messenger RNA, 4169 nt
Organism: Electrophorus electricus (electric eel)
Lineage: Eukaryota; Metazoa; Chordata; Actinopteri; Gymnotiformes; Gymnotidae
Gene: cbfb
Product: core-binding factor subunit beta
Biological process (GO): regulation of transcription by RNA polymerase II
Cellular component (GO): nucleus; core-binding factor complex
Molecular function (GO): transcription coactivator activity; sequence-specific DNA binding
Source: RefSeq, a predicted model, not a curated record